AUGGUUGUGGUGAUGAUGGUGGUGACAGUGGUUGUAAUGAUAGUGGUGGUGCUGGUGGUAGUGAAGGAAUUCAAAGAAUUGUUGAGAGUUGCUGGACGCAAGCUCGUGGUGAUAGAGUUUUCAGCAAAAUGGUGUGGCCCCUGCAAAAAGAUUGGUCCUGCUUUCCAGGCAAUGUCUGUAAAAUACCAAAAUGUCAUGUUUGCUAAUGUGGAUGUGGACUCAUCUGAGGAAUUGACUCAAUUUUGUCACGUCAAUGCAGUACCCACAUUUCAGAUGUUCAAGCACACCCAAAAGGUCACUCUAUUCUCAAGACUCAAAAGAACAAUGUGCUGCUAUGUCAGAAAUGGACUGGAGAGCAGGAAGAUUUUUGAAUUUCAUGGAGCUGACAUUAAAACACUGGAAGAGAAGAUUCAAGAGCUAAUGUAAACUGCCACCCAAAACCAAAUAUACCUGUGACAUUUUCUAAAGCAACAGCAAAUUUUGUGUUUUGGUUUUCAGCAUGUCCUGUCACUCUCUCCUGAUGUUUUGUAAGAGGAAUAUAGUAUUACUAUCCUCCCAAGACUUUGCUUGAAACCAUUGCUGUCCCGGAACUAUGUUACUGUUCUCUUUAGUCAGCCAUGCUCUGGGCAUGUUCCUUGGGUGAUGUUUUCAUGACCUUCCCAUGUAAAGCUAAGUAAUAGCAAAUCACCAAGCUUUCUAGAGAUAGCAAAGAUGCAGCUCACAGGAUAAACAAACUUGGCUAUUCUUAGGUAUGCCACGGUUGGGGGAGCGUUGCUUCCUUUUCUACUAUUUUGUUUUUUUUUGGGGGGGGGUAAGAAUUAAGUCCAAGGCCUCACACAUGCUAAGCAAGGACUCUUAACCAUUGAACUGCACCCGGAGAUAUUACUUGUCCCAGGUUGCUUUCUAUUGUGUGAUAAACACCAAGGCAACUUUGGAGCACACAGUCCUGUAUGGGACAUACUCAUCAAACUCUUCCAUGGGGAUCUAUGUGAAAGAUGGAUGGCUUCAAGGAAGCUGUCCUCUAGACAGCACAAACCUGAUGCACAUAGAAAUUCACAGACACUGUAGCAGCAUACAUAAGACCAACACAUGCCCAAGCCAGAUGAGGUCCCAGCACUAGAAGGGUAAAGUAGAUCAGUCUCUGAUCCUUGAAAAUCUAUCUGCAAUUGAUACCUACUGACAAGGGAAAAAUCAGUAUUUACCAAUAAGCAUAUUAACUUCAGGUCAGGCCCACACUCAGGGGUAAGUUGACCAACAAGAAAUUAACCCAAUAGUAUUUGUGUAGACCUUUUUUUGUAUUAUUUUGUGGGGGAGGAGCUUUGCUUUAUUUUGUCCUGUCUUGUUAAUCUUGUAAUUAUUUUGAUUUUCCAUUUUUGUGUUUGGGGGGUAUUUUGGAGUUUGGGGGGUGUUUGUUUUAAAGAAAGAACAUGUAGAGAGAAAAAGUAGAGGUGGAAGGGUCUGGGAGGAAAUUGGGGAGGAGAAGAACAUGAUCGAUAUGUAUUGUAUGAAAAAAAUUGUUUUUUUAAUUUAAAAAUAUUUCCUUACUCAUGGGGAAAAAAAGUCAUGAAGUAAUUUGAUGGCUUUCUCGAUUUUUUUCCAGAAGAUUCUGUUAGGUCCCUGACUGUGGGAUGCCUGAAUUGAAACUAAGGGUUGAAGGAAUGUGAUAUAGUUGAGCAUCUACAAUAAUGUCAGACUUUUUGUUGUAACUCUA
Messenger RNA from Meriones unguiculatus (Mongolian gerbil), 1711 nucleotides. RefSeq names its product thioredoxin domain-containing protein 8-like. The record is from RefSeq and is a predicted model, not a curated record. NCBI's taxonomy places the organism in Eukaryota, Metazoa, Chordata, Mammalia, Rodentia, Muridae. The transcript has 6 exons. Bases 1 to 426 code for a protein of 141 amino acids.